This is a messenger RNA of Trichechus manatus latirostris (Florida manatee), 16763 nucleotides long. RefSeq names its product MYC binding protein 2 (gene MYCBP2). Gene Ontology annotation, cellular component: plasma membrane; nucleus. Gene Ontology annotation, biological process: regulation of synaptic assembly at neuromuscular junction; axon guidance. Gene Ontology annotation, molecular function: ubiquitin protein ligase activity. Bases 5205 to 16451 code for a protein of 3748 amino acids. The record is from RefSeq and is a predicted model, not a curated record. The transcript has 67 exons. NCBI's taxonomy places the organism in Eukaryota, Metazoa, Chordata, Mammalia, Sirenia, Trichechidae.
UGUCAUGCUUCUUUCAUUUUUUUUUUUUUUUAACUUCAGUAAAUAUUUUUUUGUUAACUUUAAUAAAGAAGACAUUUUAUGAUAGAUCUUUUAAAAUUUCAUAAAGUUAAGGAAAACUGGAAAAAAUUGUCAUUGCUUUCUGUUUCAUCCUUUAUUAUCUGCUCUUCGGUGACUGAGAUCUGGUAUUUUACAGUCUUUUUUUUGCCCCCACCCCAAAUGCUGUUUAUUUGCUUUAGAAUUAACACAACUACUAAAUCCAUUGUAUAAAGUCAUAGUGAGUUAAGAUUAUUACUAUUCCACUGUCCUUUGUUUCAAUAUUGAAGUUUAUAUACUUAUAUCACACAUGAAUAUACAAAUACUUGGUAUUUGAAGGUUAAAGUAGAGACAGAUGUAAGAGUGAGGUAUGUAGCUCUACUCUAGUCUCAGAAACUGUUCUAGGUCUAAGCAAGUCUGCGAGGGACUAGGGAUUAUUCCUGAGUUACUCUGAGAUUGUAGAGUUCUGCAUUAAUUAAAAAUAUUCCUGAAGCAUGUGUUUUCUUUUAAAACACAAAUUGUAAAACAAAUAAAAUCAGCAAAGAAUUUAAUGCAGAGACUUUAUAAAUUUAUGUAUAAAUUCUGUCUUGAAUCCCGGCAUGUGACCAAGGAGCUCUUCAUUGGCUAGUAUGGCUUACAGUUGCCAUUUUCUUAAAUGCCUACAAUAAGCCCUGCGAAAUGCAAUAGAUAGAAACUUUUAAAAACACAUAUUCCAUGUGGAAAAAUUAACUAAAGUUUAUGUUCUAUUUUUUCCUGUGUUGAAAAGUUGUGUAGACUAAUUUUUUAGAACUUUCACAUGUAGCAUAAUCAACUUUAUUUUUAUUUGCCUCUCUCAAUCUGUCAGUUUGCCACUCCAAGCAAAAACAGAUAACCAAACCGAAAAAUCGUUUUUAGUAAAAGGACAAGUAGAGAGAGAGUACUACUUAAGAUAAAUUCUGCGGAAACAAAAAUUAAGGAUGUUUUAAAUCUAAUGUGAUUAAAAAACUAAACCCACUGCCAUCGAGUUGAUUCUGAUUCAUAGCGACUGUAUAGGACAGAGUAGAACUGCCCCAUAUGGCUUCCAAGGCUGUAAAUCUUUACAGAAGCAGAUUGCCAUACCUUUCUCCUGCGGAACGGCUGGUGGGUUCGAACCCCUGACCUUUAGGUUAGCAGCCAAGUGCUUAACCAGUGUGCCAACCAGGGCUUCUCUAAUGUGAUUAACCACAGUAAAAUUUGUGAUUGCUUUAGUUCCUGAAUGCUCUAACAAUGCUUAAAUGUUUAAAUCUCAGGAACAAUAUGCUAUGCAAAUUAUUUAUUAUCAGAAUCUCUGAUCCCUUAUUAUUUCUGCUAUGCCACUAUUAGAAACAGAUUUUCUGAGUGUUUGUUUCUAUCCCAAUUUUCUCUAGUGGAGUUCUUCCAAGACUUUACCUGAGGUUAAAUAUUCACAUUUCAUGAAGCAGUUUAAAACUUGUUUAGCUCUGUUUCAGUAUCUUAUGGGCAAACAUCUUCAUUUUUUUCUCCAGGAUGUAAAAUGAAAUAUUAAAUGAAGACCAAGUUUACAAAUACAAAGCUGACUUUUUACAAUGUCAGAUAAUAAUUAAUUACUUAACGAUGGCUAACCUUACUACAGUGUUAUCGGCCACAGUUGUUUUAUAACAAGAGUCUAUGUAUCCUUGUAGCAAGCUCUUUGGAGGGACUGACUUUGUACUAGUACCAUAUAUGGUUAGUUUUUAUCAGCUUUUAUGGUUUUAAUAGAGUGAAACAGUUUUCUCUCUUUACCCCCAAAAUGAAUUUAAAGUAUAAAUAAUAUUUUAUCAAAUAGUGUCCUGCUGUAAGUAAAGGGUAUUAAUUUACCACUCACUAGUUCCUGUCCUCCCACAGAUUCUCUCUGUUCACUGCUUAUAUUGUUGCUGCAUAUUUUCGUAGUCUAUUAAUAAAUAUUCCAAUUCCUUCCACCUACAUGUUUUUUUUUUUUUCUUCUCUUUUUCUUACCCUGUUUGCCUUCCAGUUUAUUCACUGAGAAGUUCUCUAUAUUAAUUGCUGUGUUCUGUCUGAUGUUUAAUUACGCUGGUGGUACAGAUUGUAGGAUGAUAAUAGUUAAAUUUUUCUGGACAGUUACUUUUCUCUGGGGGUAUUGAGGGUAAAAGCUGUGAUUAUUGUUAACAGGAGUGAGCUCUCAGGUGGAAGUUGGUGAGCUUCCAGGUGAUUGGAAAGAAUUCAGAGACAGUCACAGGAUCCAUCCUAUAUAGGCAGAUUGUGAUUUAAGGAGAAAUAGAAUAUAUAAGGCCAAAUCAAUAAUUCCAUAUAAUGUAGAGCAAAUUAUUCUAAAUAUGUGAACAUAAAUUCUAUUUCAAACAUAUAGCUAGACUAACAUUUAUUUCAGCUACUCCGUGCCUUAUAGAGAAAAAGAUUUUAAUGUGGUAUACCUAGUUGGAAACAUCUGAAUUGUUCUAGAGAUAGUCUUAAAAUCUGUCUUAAUGUGACUGAUGUGAAAAUCAGAAGACAUACUGGUAACAAACAUUUGUAUUCUACACCUAUUUUGUGUUUAGAAAUAGUUUGGUAUGUUGUAAUCCUAAAUUUGUCAUUUAUAAGAGCUAUGUGGCCGUGCAUGAAUUACUUAAUCUCUUUGGGCCUCAGUUUUCUUUAUUUUAAAAAUAAGAAUGGUAAUUUCUAUCUGACUGUGUUGAUCUGAAGAUUAAAUUAAGAUUAUAUAUAAAACUAUAUAUAUAGGCCCAUGUGAUGCAGUAGAGUCACAGAUGACAAGCACAAGUUGAGGGUCAGAUUGCCAAGUGUUGAAUGUUAGCCUAGCUAGCAGUAAUUUAUCUAAGUUACAUCAGUAGCAUGGGGAUAGUACUUUCCUCCGAGGGUUGUCGUGAGAUUAAUUGACCUGAUGUCUGAAAAGCAUUUACGUGGUGCUUUAUAGAUAGAUAGAUGCAUGGAUGGAUGAGUGGAUGGAUACAUAGUCUUUGCAAAUAGAAAUCCUCUGGUUUCAAUUCCUUUGCUUUCUGUUUUAGAAUUGUUAGUACUAUCCUAAAGGUACAAAAUUUUAGAUUUGUUAAAUACAUAGUUUAUUUAUGAUGUCAACCAUUUGGUGGUGGUAAAAUGCAUGUGCUUUAGAAUAAACUCCAAAUCUGCUCUAUCAUUUAUUACUUUGGUCUGGCUACUUAAGCCAUGGUUUUCUCAUCUGUAAAAUGGAAUAACAAUACCUAUGUCAUAAGGUUAUUGUAUUGAUUGAAGAAAGCAACAAUAGUCAAUAUUGAUUGAGUACUUUCCAGACAUUAUUUCACUUAAUUCUCAUGAGAACUUUGUGUGGUAUGAGCAAUUAUUGCUAUUUUAUAGAUGGAGAAACUAAGACUUAAAAGAGGUCAGUGUCCAGUAUUAUACAACUAGUUAAUGAUGGAGCCAGGAUUAGUGCCUAAGUCUUUUAGGCAUAAGUGCCCAUAAGCACUUAUCUGUUGUGCAGUUUAGAUUUUCACGGUGUUUUUGCAUGGAACACAUGCUUAGUAAAUUGCAGUUACUACUGCUCCUGCUGUUUUAUAUUAAUGAUCUUUUUCAAAGUGCUCACUGUGUUCAUUAACAACUUUUGUGAUAUGUAUCACUGUGAGAUCACCAAAAAUAAAGUGUAGAUUUAAAUAAAAUUUAGAGACCCUUAGUUACUGAAUUCUCUUUUCCCUAUAUGUGUACUCAGAUAUGUACAUAUAAUACUUGUAUGUACACACAGUUUUUUAGAUACGUAUUUUAGAUAUAUAUCUGCCAAAAAUUUUUAAACAUUAUAGUUUCAAUAUCACAUGAUAAAUAAAUGAACAUACAUAUUAGGGAAAAUACAGAUAUGUUCAUGCCUAAGUGAGACAAUUAUAAGAGUAUUCAUACCUGACUCUUUUUCCUCGAAAUCAGAUUAGGUCUUAUUGUUGCUCACUAACACUUUACUGAAUAUUGAGCUGGAGCAAAAAUUAAUCUGACUGUUUUUUGUUGAUUCUUGAAUUUGCAAUAAUUUUUGGCUACUUAUUAUCUUUUUUUCUUUGAUGAAAGCUUGUAAAUUCCUAAAUUAUUGGAAUUGUGUUUGAUUUUUUAUUUUUUUAAUUUUACUACUACUGCUGGUAAUGAUCAAGAACCUUAUCCCUACUUUUUAAAUUAUAAUAGUAAUAUUUUCACCAUUACAGUAAUUGAGAAGUUGUUUUAUAUAGUUACAGAUUGUUUCGAUGAACUUGAACAAAAUGUUUCUAGUAUAAUUUUGACCUCUAAAUAAUAGCUUCUUUUAAUCUUAUUGUUUUAUUCAGUAAAUCACUAGGCUUUUUGUUUUGUUUUUUUCCUUCCCCAUCCCUGAUGCUAUCUCUCUAUUGUGGGAUUUGUAUCUGUAUUUAAUCUCUGACUCAAGGGAGGGGGCAAAAAGCUAAAUUCAAAGGUAAAAGCUUCUAAUGAGCAUCAAUAUAUUUCUGUAAAGUGGAAUGAUACUUGUGAUGUUCAGUUAAGUCUGGCAAAAUCAUAUGAACACAAUUUGUUUUUUAUGUUAAGUCAGAUUUGUUUUAAUAAUUAGCUAUUUUUACCAGUGAGAUAAAGAUAUAAAAUGUCUUUGCAUCCAGCAUCUUAUUUAAAUAGUCUUUGGAAGACAUUAUUCUUUUUGUGUAGACUGUUUUUUAUAUUUAACCAUUCCACUGCCUUUCCAAUCUGAAGAGUCUCUGAACUAAGAUUAUAUUUCAUUUUAGGUGGUAUGAAAUAAAAUGUUGUGACUAUCUUUAGCCCAUCCAUUUUUGAAGAUUUAAUUUGGCAAACCCACAUUAGAUAAUUUAGCAGAAGAGGAAUCAUAUUGUUUAUCUUAUAAUAAAUAGUAAAACCUUCACUAAUUCAGAAUUUAUGAUAAUUCAGAUGCAGUAUUUGUGAUCUUUUUUCAGUAAAAAUUCAACAUAAUUUCUUCCUCUGUGAAUUUUCAGGGUCAUACUUAUAAGGGGAAACCUGUCUAAAAUCACUAGCUUUUCAAACCAAGGGCUCAAGAAAUGAAGGAUUCCUUCAACGUGCCUUCAGCCUCUGGGUCCAGCAGUUAAUUCUUAUGGAAGUGGAGAAAGAGGAGAAAAGGAUGCAAGCAAAAUCACAACAUAUCCUCCAGGCUCCGUGCGAUUUGACUGUGAGCUCCGGGCAGUACAAGUCAGCUGUGGAUUUCACCAUUCAGGUAGCAGCUGGAACUUUAGGUGGUUUUAAUGGAAAAUGGAGAUGUCUAUACAUUUGGAUAUGGGCAACAUGGGCAACUAGGACAUGGAGAUGUCAAUUCCAGGGGAUGUCCCACUCUUGUUCAAGCAUUGCCAGGUCCUAGCACACAAGUUACUGCAGGCAGCAACCACACGGCAGUACUGUUAAUGGAUGGACAGGUCUUCACAUUUGGAAGUUUUUCUAAAGGACAACUGGGCAGACCAAUUUUGGACGUGCCAUAUUGGAAUGCAAAGCCAGCUCCCAUGCCUAACAUUGGAUCAAAAUAUGGACGGAAAGCUACCUGGAUAGGUGCAAGUGGGGACCAGACUUUCUUACGAAUUGAUGAAGCACUUAUUAAUUCUCAUGUGCUUGCUACAUCAGAAAUUUUUGCCAGCAAACACAUAAUAGGCUUGGUACCUGCUUCUAUAUCAGAACCUCCUCCAUUUAAAUGUCUUCUGAUAAAUAAAGUGGAUGGGAGCUGUAAAACUUUUAAUGAUUCUGAGCAAGAGGAUCUGCAAGGAUUUGGUGUAUGUCUUGAUCCUGUGUAUGAUGUAAUUUGGAGGUUUCGACCAAACACUAGAGAGCUGUGGUGUUACAAUGCAGUGGUUGCUGAUGCCAGACUCCCCUCUGCAGCAGACAUGCAGUCCAGAUGUAGUAUUCUAAGUCCUGAACUUGCCUUACCUACAGGAUCAAGGGCUCUCACCACCCGAUCUCACGCAGCUUUGCACAUUCUAGGUUGUCUUGAUACCUUGGCAGCUAUGCAGGAUUUAAAAAUGGGUGUUGCAAGUACAGAAGAGGAGACUCAAGCAGUGAUGAAAGUUUAUUCCAAAGAAGAUUAUAGUGUGGUAAACAGGUUUGAAAGUCAUGGAGGGGGCUGGGGUUACUCUGCCCACUCAGUAGAAGCUAUACGUUUUAGUUCAGACACUGAUAUUUUACUUGGUGGUCUCGGUCUGUUUGGAGGUAGAGGAGAAUAUACUGCUAAAAUUAAGCUGUUUGAGUUGGGGCCUGAUGGAGGAGAUCAUGAAACUGAUGGAGACCUUCUUGCAGAGACUGAUGUGUUGGCUUAUGACUGUGCUGCUAGAGAAAAAUAUGCAAUGAUGUUUGAUGAACCAGUUCUGCUGCAAGCUGGAUGGUGGUAUGUAGCCUGGGCUCGAGUGUCAGGACCCAGCAGUGACUGUGGAUCUCACGGACAAGCUUCUAUUACCACAGAUGAUGGGGUUGUUUUCCAGUUUAAGAGUUCAAAGAAAUCAAAUAAUGGUACAGAUGUUAAUGCUGGUCAGAUACCUCAGUUAUUAUACAGGCUUCCAACCAGUGAUGGCAGUGCUUCAAAAGGCAAACAGCAGACCAGUGAACCUGUACACAUUUUAAAGAGAUCUUUUGCUAGAACUGUCUCAGUGGAAUGUUUUGAGUCAUUGUUGAGUAUUCUUCACUGGAGCUGGACAACCUUAGUCUUAGGAGUUGAAGAACUUAGAGGAUUAAAAGGAUUCCAGUUCACGGCUACACUACUAGAUUUAGAGAGACUGCGCUUUGUGGGUACCUGUUGUCUGAGGUUAUUGCGUGUCUAUACCUGUGAAAUUUAUCCAGUGUCAGCUACAGGAAAAGCAGUUGUAGAAGAAACUAGCAAAUUAGCAGAGUGUAUUGGAAAAACCAGAACUUUGUUAAGAAAAAUUUUAUCAGAAGGAGUUGAUCACUGCAUGGUGAAGUUGGAUAAUGAUCCUCAAGGAUACCUCAGUCAACCCUUGAGUCUCUUAGAAGCUGUCCUUCAAGAGUGUCAUAAUACCUUUACUGCCUGUUUUCAUUCUUUCUACCCAACUCCUGCCUUACAGUGGGCUUGUCUUUGUGAUCUGCUGAAUUGUUUGGAUCAGGAUAUUCAAGAAGCAAACUUCAAGACAUCAAGUAGCCGACUCCUUGCAGCUGUUAUGUCAGCUCUGUGUCACACUUCUGUUAAGCUGACUUCAAUCUUCCCUAUUGCGUAUGAUGGAGAAGUACUACUAAGAUCAAUUGUUAAACAGGUCAGCACAGAGAAUGACUCAACUCUCGUUCACCGUUUUCCCCUUUUGGUGGCACAUAUGGAGAAACUCAGUCAGAGUGAGGAGAAUAUCUCAGGGAUGACAAGCUUCCGUGAAGUUCUGGAGAAAAUGCUGGUUAUUGUUGUGUUACCAGUCAGGAACAGCCUGAGGAGAGAAAAUGAACUCUUUUCAUCCCUCCUGGUCUCUAACACCUGUGGAUUGCUUGCCAGUAUUGUCAGUGAACUUACAGCAUCAGCAUUGGGAUCUGAGGUUGAUGCACUUAAUUCUCUCCACUCUGUAAAAGCCAGUGCUAACCGAUUCACAAAAACAAGUCAGGGAAGAAGUUGGAACACCGGGAAUGGGUCUCCUGAUGCAAUCUGUUUUUCAGUAGACAAACCUGGAAUAGUUGUGGUUGGUUUCUCUGUCUAUGGAGGAGGUGGGAUUCAUGAAUAUGAAUUAGAGGUAUUGGUUGAUGAUAGUGAGCACGUAGGAGAUUCAACUCAUUCUCACAGAUGGACCUCUCUAGAACUAGUCAAAGGAACCUAUACAACAGAUGAUUCCCCCAGUGAUAUAGCUGAAAUUAGACUUGACAAAGUUGUUCCUUUAAAGGAAAAUGUUAAAUAUGCUGUGCGCUUGAGGAACUAUGGAAGCCGUACAGCCAAUGGGGAUGGAGGAAUGACCACAGUUCAGUGCCCUGAUGGUGUCACAUUUACAUUCAGCACGUGCAGCUUGAGUAGUAAUGGCACAAACCAAACCAGAGGACAGAUUCCACAGAUACUGUACUAUAGGAGUGAAUUUGAUGGAGAUUUGCAAUCCCAACUUCUGAGUAAAGCCAAUGAAGAAGAUAAAAACUGUAGCAGAGCUCUCUCUGUGGUGAGCACUGUUGUCCGAGCUGCUAAAGACCUCUUGCAUAGAGCUCUUGCUGUAGAUGCUGAUGACAUUCCAGAACUGCUUAGCUCUUCCAGUCUGUUUUCCAUGCUGCUUCCUCUUAUUAUAGCCUACAUAGGACCAGUAGCUGCUGCUAUUCCCAAGGUGGCUGUCGAAGUAUUUGGCCUUGUUCAACAGUUGCUGCCCUCGGUUGCCAUUUUGAAUCAGAAGUAUGCACCCCCUGCUUUCAAUCCUAAUCAGUCAACAGAUAGCACCACCGGAAACCAGCCUGAGCAAGGCCUGUCCGCUUGUACGACUUCUAAUCACUAUGCUGUCAUAGAAAGUGAGCACCCAUAUAAACCUGCAUGUGUUAUGCACUACAAGGUGACAUUCCCAGAAUGUGUAAGGUGGAUGACAAUCGAGUUUGACCCUCAGUGUGGAACUGCACAGUCAGAAGAUGUCCUCCGCUUGUUGAUUCCUGUGAGAACUGUCCAGAAUUCAGGAUAUGGACCAAAACUGACAUCUGUUCAUGAAAAUCUUAAUUCAUGGAUAGAAUUAAAGAAAUUUGCAGGAUCCUCUGGGUGGCCUAGUAUGGUUUUAGUGCUUCCAGGAAAUGAGGCCCUUUUUUCAUUGGAGACUGCAUCGGAUUAUGUGAAAGAUGACAAAGCUUCUUUCUACGGUUUCAAGUGUUUUGCAAUUGGAUAUGAAUUUAGCCCUGGACCUGAUGAGGGUGUCAUUCAGUUGGAAAAAGAGUUAGCCAAUCUUGGUGGGGUUUGUGCAGCAGCUUUGAUGAAAAAGGAUCUCGCACUUCCUAUUGGUAAUGAACUAGAGGAAGAUCUUGAAAUUCUUGAAGAGGCUGCAUUACAGGUGUGCAAAACCCAUUCUGGUAUCCUUGGAAAGGGUUUAGCUCUUUCUCAUUCACCAACUAUAUUAGAGGCACUUGAAGGAAAUUUACCACUUCAAAUCCAAAGCAAUGAGCAGUCUUUUCUGGAUGAUUUUAUUGCUUGUGUUCCAGGAUCAAGUGGUGGAAGGCUUGCAAGGUGGCUUCAGCCGGAUUCCUAUGCUGAUCCUCAGAAAACAUCUUUGAUCCUGAAUAAGGAUGAUAUUCGUUGUGGUUGGCCUACCACCAUAACUGUUCAAACAAAAGACCAGUAUGGGGAUGUGGUACAUGUUCCCAAUAUGAAGGUGGAAGUGAAGGCCGUCCCUGUUUCUCAGAAAAAAACAUCUUUACAACAAGAGCAAGUCAAGAAAUCUCAAAGGAUUCCUGGCAGUCCUGCAGUAACAGCUGCGUCUUCUAAUACUGACAUGACUUUUGGUGGACUGGCAUCACCAAAGCUUGAUGUUUCAUAUGAACCAAUGAUAGUGAAGGAGGCUCGAUAUAUUGCCAUAACAAUGAUGAAGGUUUAUGAAAAUUAUUCAUUUGAAGAACUGCGUUUUGCAUCACCAACUCCUAAGAGACCAAGUGAAAAUAUGCUGAUUCGUGUCAAUAACGAUGGCAGUUAUUGUGCGAACUGGACUCCAGGAGCUAUUGGACUCUACACUAUUCAUGUUACCAUCGAUGGCAUUGAAAUAGAUGCUGGCCUAGAAGUAAAAGUAAAAGAUCCACCAAAAGGCAUGGUACCACCUGGAACUCAGCUGGUCAAACCAAAGGCUGAACCUCAACCAAAUAAGGUUCGAAAAUUUGUGGCCAAGGACAGUGCAGGACUCCGUAUCCGUAGCCACCCUUCCCUUCAAAGUGAACAGAUAGGCAUAGUUAAAGUUAAUGGAACUAUCACUUUUAUUGAUGAGAUCCACAAUGAUGAUGGUGUAUGGCUCAGACUGAAUGAUGAGACAAUAAAGAAGUAUGUACCUAACAUGAAUGGUUACACCGAAGCCUGGUGCCUCUCUUUUAAUCAGCAUCUUGGCAAGAGCCUUCUGGUCCCUGUUGACAAUAUCUUUAAUGCUAGCCAAGGAGUCAGGGAUUUGGACGUAUUUUCAUGGACUUCCAAAGCCUUUUUCCCCCAGGAACCUAAAACUAACACUGAUGACUUUUUCAAAGACAUAAACUCCUGCUGCUCACAGGAAGCAACAAUGCAAGAACAGGAUAUGCCAUUCUUGCGAGGAGGGCCAGGCAUGUACAAGGUAGUGAAGACAGGACCUUCAGGUCACAACAUCAGAAGCUGCCCCAACCUUAGAGGUAUCCCAAUUGGAAUGUUAGUUCUGGGAAACAAAGUCAAAGCAGUGGGAGAGGUAACCAAUUCUGAAGGUACAUGGGUGCAGCUGGAUAAGAACAGCAUGGUAGAGUUCUGUGAGAGUGAUGAAGGAGAGGCAUGGUCCUUAGCUAGAGACAGAGGCGGCAACCAGUACCUCCGACAUGAAGAUGAACAAGUUCUUCUGGAUCAGAAUUCUCAAACCCCUCCUCCAAGCCCUUUCUCAGUACAAGCUUUUAAUAAAGGAGCAAGUUGCAGUGCCCAAGGAUUUGAUUAUGGACUCGGAAAUAAUAAAGGUGACCGAGGAAAUGUCUCAACAUCUUCUAGACCGGUCUCUACAUCAGGGAAAUCGGAGCUGUCCUCUAAACACAGCAGAUCACUUAAACCUGAUGGACGUAUGAGCCGGACUGCUACUGAUCAGAAGAAGCCACGGGGUACAGAAGGUUUAUCUGCUAGUGAAUCCCUCAUGUUAAAGUCUGAUGCCGCAAAGUUGAGGUCAGAUUCUCAUAGUAGGUCAUUGUCCCCCAACCAUAACACCUUGCAGACACUAAAAUCUGAGGGGAGGAUGUCUUCUAGCCUCAGAGCUGAAUCCCCAGGACCAGGUUCUCGGUCAUCAUCUCCUAAGCCAAAGACUCUCCCAGCUAGUAGGUCUAGCCCACCUGGUGCUGGUUCUCCACGCUCCUCCUCACCACAUGAUAAAAAUCUACCUCAGAAAAGCGCUGCUCCUGUUAAGACUAAACUUGAUCCUCCUCGGGAACGUUCCAAAUCAGACUCUUACACACUCGAUCCAGAUACCCUCCGCAAGAAGAAAAUGCCCCUGACAGAACCACUGAGGGGACGAUCAACAUCACCAAAACCAAAAUCAGUACCAAAGGAUUCUAAAGGUUCCCCUGGAUCCGAAAAUAGAGCUCCUUCUCCCCAUGUGGUACAAGAAAACCUUCACAGUGAGGUGGUUGAAGUCUGCACUUCGAGUACUUUAAAAACAAAUAGUCUAACAGAUAGUACCUGUGAUGAAAGCAGUGAAUUUAAGAGUGUGGAUGAAGGUUCAAAUAAAGUUCAUUUCAGCAUAGGAAAAGCGCCACUGAAAGAUGAACAGGAAAUGAGAGCUUCCCCCAAAAUAAGCCGAAAGUGUGCUAAUAGGCAUACCAGGCUCAAAAAGGAAAAAUCCAGCUUUCUUUUCAAAGGAGAUGGAUCUAAACCUUUAGAACCAGCCAAGCAAGCCAUGUCCCCCUCUGUGGCUGAGUGUGCCCGAGCAGUCUUUGCCUCUUUCCUUUGGCAUGAAGGGAUAGUACAUGAUGCAAUGGCAUGUUCUUCUUUCCUAAAAUUUAAUCCUGAACUUUCCAAAGAACAUGCUCCUAUAAGGAGUAGUUUAAAUAGCCAACAGCCUACAGAGGAAAAGGAAACCAAGUUAAAAAAUAGACACUCACUGGAAAUAUCAUCUGCUCUUAAUAUGUUUAAUAUUGCACCUCAUGGACCAGAUAUAUCUAAAAUGGGUAGCAUCAACAAAAAUAAGGUGUUGUCUAUGCUGAAGGAACCACCUCUGCAUGAAAAGUGUGAGGAUGGGAAAGCUGAAACCACUUUUGAAAUGUCCAUGCAUCACACAAUGAAAUCUAAAUCGCCUCUUCCCUUAACUCUACAACAUUUAGUGGCUUUUUGGGAAGACAUCUCUUUGGCUACUAUCAAAGCAGCUUCCCAGAAUAUGAUUUUUCCAAGUCCUGGUUCCUGUGCAGUCCUUAAAAAGAAAGAAUGUGAGAAAGAGAAUAAAAAGGCCAAAAAGGAAAAAAAGAAAAAAGAAAAGGCAGAAGUUAGGCCCAGGGGUAAUUUGUUCGGUGAGAUGGCCCAGCUCGCAGUUGGAGGACCAGAGAAGGACACCGUCUGUGAGCUGUGUGGAGAAUCCCAUCCAUACCCAGUGACCUAUCACAUGAGACAAGCACACCCAGGUUGUGGCCGGUAUGCCGGUGGACAAGGUUACAAUAGCAUUGGACAUUUUUGUGGAGGAUGGGCUGGCAACUGUGGUGACGGUGGCAUAGGAGGAAGCACUUGGUAUCUGGUAUGUGAUCGCUGUAGAGAAAAAUACCUCCGUGAAAAGCAGGCUGCGGCAAGGGAGAAGGUCAAACAAUCUAGGAGAAAGCCAAUGCAAGUCAAGACUCCUCGCGCCUUGCCCACUAUGGAAGCUCACCAGGUGAUUAAAGCAAACGCGCUCUUCCUGCUCUCCCUCAGUAGUGCAGCAGAGCCAAGCAUUCUGUGUUACCACCCCACGAAGCCAUUCCCGUCUCAGCUUCCCAGUGUGAAAGAGGGCAUCUCCGAAGACCUUCCUGUUAAAAUGCCUUGUCUCUACCUACAGACGUUAGCCAGGCAUCAUCAUGAAAAUUUAGUGGGCUAUCAAGAUGACAACCUCUUCCAGGAUGAAAUGAGGUAUCUCCGUUCAACAUCCGUUCCUGCCCCAUACAUAUCAGUAACGCCUGAUGCAAGUCCUAAUGUAUUUGAAGAGCCAGAGAGUAAUAUGAAGUCUAUGCCUCCAAGCUUGGAAACUAGUCCUAUAACUGAUACUGAUCUGGCAAAGAGAACUGUCUUCCAAAGAUCAUACUCCGUUGUUGCUUCUGAAUAUGAUAAACAACACUCCAUUUUACCUGCACGAGUUAAGGCCAUUCCUAGAAGAAGAGUUAACAGUGGAGACACUGAAGUUGGUUCUUCUCUUUUGAGACAUCCAUCUCCUGAGCUUUCCCGACUAAUCUCAGCCCACAGCUCUCUUUCCAAAGGAGAACGAAAUUUCCAAUGGCCAGUUUUAGCUUUUGUUAUACAGCAUCAUGAUCUAGAAGGUCUUGAAAUAGCAAUGAAACAGGCCUUAAGGAAAUCUGCUUGUCGAGUUUUUGCUAUGGAGGCUUUCAACUGGCUUCUGUGUAAUGUUAUCCAAACAACUUCUCUCCAUGAUAUUCUGUGGCAUUUUGUGGCAUCACUGACUCCUGCUCCAGUGGAACCUGAGGAAGAAGAGGAUGAGGAAAAUAAAACAAACAAAGAAAAUACAGAACAAGAGAAAGAUACACGAGUAUGUGAACAUCCACUCUCAGAUAUAGUGAUUGCCGGGGAAGCUGCGCAUCCUUUACCACACACGUUUCACCGCUUGCUUCAGACGAUCUCUGAUCUUAUGAUGUCUCUCCCCGGUGGCAGCUCAUUACAGCAAAUGGCCCUACGAUGCUGGAGUCUGAAAUUCAAGCAAUCUGAUCACCAGUUCCUCCAUCAGAGCAACGUCUUUCAUCACAUUAACAAUAUUUUGUCAAAAUCAGAUGAUGGCGAUAGUGAAGAGAGUUUUAGCAUCAGUAUACAGUCUGGCUUUGAAGCUAUGAGUCAGGAAUUGUGCAUAGUAAUGUGCUUAAAGGACCUAACCAGCAUUGUUGACAUAAAAACAUCAAGCCGACCUGCCAUGAUUGGCAGUUUGACCGAUGGUUCCACAGAAACCUUUUGGGAAUCAGGAGAUGAGGAUAAAAACAAAACUAAGAACAUCACCAUCAACUGUGUAAAAGGAAUCAAUGCCCGCUAUGUGUCUGUUCAUGUGGACAAUUCCCGAGAUCUCGGAAAUAAAGUUACCUCAAUGACCUUCUUAACUGGCAAAGCAGUAGAAGAUUUGUGCAGAAUCAAGCAGGUUGACCUGGACUCCAGGCACAUUGGUUGGGUAACAAGUGAACUUCCAGGAGGGGAUAACCACAUCAUCAAAAUUGAAUUAAAGGGCCCAGAAAAUACACUGAGGGUUCGACAAGUUAAAGUCCUGGGCUGGAAGGAUGGAGAAAGCACUAAGAUUGCUGGCCAGAUUUCAGCCAGUGUGGCCCAGCAAAGGAACUGUGAAGCAGAGACCCUACGAGUGUUCAGACUCAUUACAUCCCAAGUGUUUGGAAAGCUCAUCUCUGGAGAUGCCGAACCUACACCAGAGCAAGAGGAGAAAGCACUAUUGUCUUCACCUGAAGGAGAGGAAAAAGUAUACAAUGCAACAUCAGAUGCGGACCUGAAAGAACACAUGGUUGGAAUUAUAUUCAGCAGAAGUAAACUGACUAACUUACAAAAACAGGUGUGUGCUCACAUCGUCCAGGCUAUUCGCAUGGAAGCCACCAGAGUCCGUGAAGAAUGGGAACAUGCCAUAUCAAGUAAAGAAAAUGCCAAUUCGCAGCCAAAUGAUGAAGAUGCCUCCUCUGACGCUUAUUGCUUUGAGCUGCUAUCUAUGGUUUUAGCACUGAGUGGCUCUAAUGUGGGUCGGCAGUAUCUAGCUCAGCAGCUAACUCUGCUUCAGGACCUCUUUUCACUGCUGCACACAGCCUCACCUAGAGUCCAGAGACAGGUGACCUCCUUACUAAGACGAGUUUUGCCUGAAGUGACCCCUAGUCGGCUGGCUAGCAUCAUAGGAGUGAAAUCCCUUCCCCCAGCAGAUAUCAGUGAUAUCAUACAUUCAACAGAGAAAGGAGAUUGGAAUAAGCUAGGUAUCUUAGACAUGUUUCUAGGAUGCAUUGCCAAAGCACUCACCGUACAGCUAAAAGCCAAAGGAACCACCAUCACAGGAACAGCUGGUACCACCGCGGGCAAAGGAGUUACAACAGUUACCCUUCCAAUGAUUUUUAAUUCCAGUUACAUUCGACGAGGUGAAAGCCAUUGGUGGCUGAAGGGCUCAACUCCUACCCAGAUCUCAGAGAUUAUUAUUAAACUUAUAAAGGAUAUGGCAGCAGGUCAUCUGUCAGAAGCUUGGUCCCGAGUAACAAAAAACGCCAUUGCAGAAACCAUCAUUGCCUUGACCAAGAUGGAGGAAGAGUUCAGGUCUCCAGUGAGAUGUAUUGCAACAACUAGGCUCUGGCUCGCUCUGGCAUCACUGUGUGUUCUUGAUCAGGAUCAUGUAGAUCGUCUCUCCUCAGGGAGAUGGAUGGGAAAGGAUGGACAACAAAAACAAAUGCCCAUGUGUGACAACCAUGAUGAUGGUGAAACUGCAGCAAUCAUUUUGUGCAACAUUUGUGGAAAUUUAUGUACUGACUGUGACAGGUUCCUUCACCUUCACCGUCGGACCAAAACUCAUCACAGACAGGUCUUCAAAGAAGAAGAAGAAGCUAUAAAGGUUGACCUUCAUGAAGGUUGUGGUAGAACCAAAUUGUUCUGGUUGAUGGCACUAGCAGAUUCUAAAACAAUGAAGGCAAUGGUGGAAUUCCGAGAACACACAGGCAAACCAACUACAAGUAGCUCAGAAGCAUGCCGUUUCUGUGGUUCCAGGAGUGGAACAGAGUUAUCUGCUGUUGGCAGUGUUUGUUCUGAUGCAGAUUGCCAGGAGUAUGCUAAGAUAGCCUGUAGUAAGACGCAUCCUUGUGGGCAUCCAUGUGGAGGGGUUAAGAACGAAGAGCAUUGUUUGCCAUGUCUACACGGCUGCGAUAAACAUGCCACAACACUGAAGCAAGAUGCUGAUGACAUGUGCAUGAUCUGUUUCACUGAAGCACUCUCAGCAGCACCCGCCAUUCAGCUGGACUGCAGUCACAUAUUCCACUUACAGUGCUGUCGACGAGUUUUGGAAAACAGAUGGCUUGGUCCAAGGAUAACAUUUGGAUUUAUAUCUUGUCCCAUUUGCAAGAAUAAAAUAAAUCACAUAGUAUUAAAAGACCUGCUUGAUCCAAUCAAAGAACUCUAUGAGGAUGUCAGAAGAAAGGCCUUGAUGAGACUGGAAUAUGAAGGUCUGCAUAAGAGUGAAGCGAUCACAACUCCUGGUGUGAGGUUUUAUAAUGACCCAGCUGGCUACGCCAUGAAUAGAUAUGCAUAUUAUGUCUGCUACAAAUGCAGAAAGGCAUAUUUUGGUGGCGAAGCUCGCUGUGAUGCUGAGGCUGGACAAGGGGACGAUUAUGAUCCCAGAGAGCUCAUUUGUGGUGCCUGUUCUGAUGUAUCCAGGGCUCAGAUGUGUCCCAAACAUGGCACAGACUUUUUGGAAUAUAAAUGUCGCUACUGCUGCUCAGUGGCUGUCUUUUUCUGUUUUGGAACCACACAUUUUUGUAAUGCUUGUCAUGAUGAUUUUCAAAGAAUGACUAGCAUUCCUAAGGAAGAACUACCACACUGUCCUGCAGGUCCCAAAGGCAAACAGCUAGAAGGAACUGAAUGCCCACUCCAUGUUGUUCAUCCACCUACUGGGGAAGAGUUUGCUCUGGGUUGUGGAGUGUGCAGAAAUGCUCACACUUUUUAGAACACUCAGAUUCCUUUGUCUACAGAGAGAAAAGUUGCCUUCAUCCCCCAAGAGGAUGUGGUGAAGUUUAAACUCUGCUCAGGAUAAGGACGGGACCAUUUUUACAUCCAUGAAAAUGAACCAUUUACAAUGCAAGAAGAUGCCAAAUACCAUGUACAUAAUUCUUGCUGUGGAAAGUUUCCCCAUUACUUUGUUUCAUCUUCUUUUUGAACCAAGACAUCCAAUUUGUGAGGUGUUUGCAUGUGGCCAUUACCGUCAUUGGCUGUGAAGCAUUGGACAUUUAUAGAUAAUUGAUACAAAAGAAUCACCAUG